AUGGGACAAAUACAAAGCCGAAAAGACGAUGAAAAGGCAGAUGCAUUUGCGUUUUUUGACAGAUACGAUGUACAGGGUUCUUCUGGGUUGUUUAAAGGAUCUUUAGGGAGUUACCGAUCUCAAAAAAAUGCAUCUUUCCGUGGAUAUGAUAAGGAAAAAAAAGAACGUUUAAAAGGAUUAGAAGGGAUGUGCAAAGAAGUUCCAGGAAGGACUGUAGAGGGUUUAGCACUGGAGAGAGCAUCUAUGACUGACAGGGUUUCAGAUAAAAUGUCAGAACUGGAACUAUCAGAACGAGCAGCGACUAUUGGGGCAUCAGCAGCUGAUGUUUUUUCAUUUAAAAACUUUGGUUAUAACCGGGGCACUAUACCAUCCUUUUCUUCUCUUGAAGACUCUCAGCAAAGAAAAGGGGCUAUCCAGAGUAAAGAAAGUGAGAUAGAUAGUGGCAGAUAUCCGUCCAAUGCUUCUAUUACACAGUCAUCUUUAUCUAUUCUUCAACCUAAAGAUACGAUUCACACAAAACGUGAAGUAGACACUAUUUCUGAUACAGCUGCAUCAUUUAGUUCCUUAAAUGCUAACGGAGAGCCUUCUAAUUUUAUGUUUUUUCCCUCGUAUCUUGCUCUUAAAAAUUUGGAUGUGGACGAUAUGAUUCAAAGAUUGUUGGAUGCAGGAUAUUCUGGAAAAGUCACAAAAGCAAUAUGUCUUAAGAAUGCGGAAGUUUUUGCUAUAUGCCGGGCUGCACGUGAAGUAUUUUUAUCUCAACCUUCUUUGUUAGAACUUACACCACCUGUUAAAAUUGUUGGAGAUGUUCAUGGACAGUAUGCUGAUUUAAUCCGUCUAUUUGAAAUGUGUGGGUUUCCCCCAUCUGCAAAUUAUUUAUUCCUUGGAGAUUAUGUAGAUCGAGGAAAGCAAAGUCUUGAAACAAUUUUAUUAUUAUUAUGUUAUAAAAUUAAGUAUCCGGACAAUUUUUUCCUUUUGAGAGGAAAUCAUGAAUGUGCUAAUGUUACGAGAGUUUAUGGUUUUUAUGAUGAAUGCAAGCGAAGAUGUAAUAUUAAAAUUUGGAAGACAUUUGUUGAUGUGUUUAAUACGUUACCGAUUGCAUCUAUUGUUGCUUCGAAAAUAUUUUGUGUGCAUGGGGGAUUGUCUCCUUCACUUUCAUAUAUGGAUGAAAUUCGACAACUUGAACGUCCUACUGAUGUUCCUGAUUAUGGUUUGCUUAAUGAUCUUCUAUGGUCUGAUCCUACAGAAACGACGAAUGGUUGGGAAGAUAAUGAACGCGGUGUAAGUUAUUGUUUUGGGAAAAACGUUAUUCAGCAAUUUCUUCAAAGACACGAUUUCGAUUUAAUAUGUCGGGCACAUAUGGUUGUAGAAGAUGGAUAUGAAUUUUUUAAUGAACGUACAUUAGUCACUAUAUUUUCUGCUCCAAAUUACUGUGGAGAGUUUGACAAUUUUGGUGCUGUUAUGUCUGUUUCGGAAGAACUUUUAUGCUCAUUUGAGUUACUAAAGCCUUUAGAUUCUCAACAAUUAAAACAAAAGAUGAAAAGAAGUCGUAGGAAUGGUGCUCAUAUUCAUUUAUCUCCUCCUGCACAUCAAUACCCUCAGUCAUUUUAA
This is a messenger RNA of Pneumocystis jirovecii RU7, 1608 nucleotides long. RefSeq names its product serine/threonine-protein phosphatase PP-Z. Gene Ontology annotation, cellular component: cytoplasm; nucleus. The transcript is spliced from 4 exons. Bases 1 to 1608 code for a protein of 535 amino acids. Gene Ontology annotation, molecular function: protein serine/threonine phosphatase activity. NCBI's taxonomy places the organism in Eukaryota, Fungi, Ascomycota, Pneumocystomycetes, Pneumocystales, Pneumocystaceae. The record is from RefSeq and is a predicted model, not a curated record.